ACGAAUGGAUCCCGAUUUAUUCACGCGCAGCUGGAAGAGGCCGCUCCACUCUUUAAUAACUGUUUACGUCAUCCUCAUUUAUCAAGCAAAUCUUUCCAGAGGUGUUGAAAGAUCAAACGAUUCAAACUGGGAUCCAUUAAAUAACGGGAGCAGCAGGAUAAAGCAUCAGAAAUGGGACACCGCUUCCCAGGGAGGGCAGAUCCUCCAAUCAGCCACUUCUGCUUUAGAAACAAACACUUCAGCCUCCAGACGAUCACUGGUUAGUGGAGCUGUUGCAUCCAACCUGACGUCUGCCAGGAUAGAGAGGACAAAAAACGACUUGUGGAGCCGAAGCGUUGACCAGUCAUCUGUACCGUUGAUGAGACAAUCAUCCUCAACUGGCAGCCAAGAUGUGGAGAGCGAUACAGAAAAUAACCCCCAUCCAUCCCUUCAGUCAGAAACUGAGACUAAACUCCCAACCAGCGGUCAGUUACCGCUGGUCAGCACUACCUCACCUAAUUGGUUACCAACUAAGACAGAAGAACUAAACCAAUCCCAAACCAAUUUGUCAACCAAUCAACCACCAACAACUAGUCAAUCAAUAAAAAUUACUACACCAACCAAACAAUCUUUGACUGAAAACGGAUCAUCAAACCAAUUUCAGACUACAUCUGGACCGCCUACUGCUGUGAUUACACAGUUCAACCAGUCAGACUUUAGCCCAGUGCCACACACUCAGCAAAGGUUGACAACAGCAUCAACAAGCCAAACACCUGACCUAGUCCAAUCCCAAACCAAACCAACGACCAGCCAUUCCCAAGACACUGAACAUGUCAGUCAAUCAGGACACACCACAGAGAAUAUCAAUCACUCAUCAAGCAGCACAGUUUCACCUGGUCUAUCAUCAAUAACAACUCGAGUCAGCCCAGAACAGCUGUUCAAACAACAGACAACAGCAAUAUCAACCAACCAACCGACAGAGACAACUCAGUCAGCCGAAACCCAAACUGGUCUAGCUUCACGUUUCCAAUCUCAAAAAGCCAGCCAGUCAACAAUACGUACUGGACUGACCAGUCAAUCAUCAUCAGGCAUAGCAACAGAAACUAGUAAGUCAACAAAAAGUAAAACUUUGUCAGGUGACACCUCAACCAAGAUUGUUAAAAUUAGCCAAACACAGGUCAACCUCGUGCAUUCAAACCAAAAACCAACAACCACAAAAUCUACCAGUCAAUCAACUACAGAAGCAUCUAGCCAUUCAGAAGUCAGCCCAAUAACAAAGUCCAAACAACAGUUGACAGCAAGAUCAACAAGCCAAAUAACAGAGACAACUCAGUCAGAUGAAACCCAAGCCAAUCUAGUUUCACGUAUCCCAUCUCAAACAACCAGCCAGUCAACAGUAAGGAUGGGGUUGACCAGUCAAUCAUCAAGCAUAGCAACAGAAACUCAUAAAUCAACAAGCAGCACAGCUAAGACUGUGAAAACCAGCAAAUCAGAAGUCAAUGUCGUGCCAUUCAUCCAAAACCCAUCAACCACAACAUCGACCAGUCAAUCAACAAUAGAACCAUCUAGCCCACUGUCAACUACCAAAGUGACUUCCAAACCAACAACAACCACUGUUGCAUCAAUUAGUCAAACAAACCGACUGCCCACUAAAAUGACACCACACAACAAAGGUGGACCAUCCACCCAACGACCAGCCACCAAAACAUCAGUCAGUCAAUCUCCCAUCACAACAACCCAAAACAACAAAUCAGGAACUUCCAGAGAACCACCAAACCAGUUGUCAACCAACACUGCAUUAGUCAAUAAGGGAAUAAGACCUACUAGACAAACGCCAAGCAUUGCCUCAUCAGAAAACCAGUCCCUAGAUAGACUAACACAAACCACUCAGUCUUCAACCACAUCGGUAAUGUCCAAAUCAUCUGGAAGUAUAGAACCAACCAAACCAACAGAUCCCGAACCGUCCCAAUUACAACACAGUCCUACUGCAGCAGUUCAACAUGCAAGAAAGACAAAACACCCCAUCCAACAAGUAGAGAGUACAACAUCAGCCAGAAAGUCAUCUGAGAAACAAAUACCUGCUAAAGCACCGUCCAGAAACUCAUCCUCUAAAAAGACUGGAUCAAACCAUUCACCAAUAAUCACAGCAAAAUCUGGACAAUCACUGGAAGGUACAGACCCCAUUAGCCAAUCACCAGUCAGUAAAUCACCUCCCAGGAUCUCAGAUCUAGAUGGGAGUACAACAAAAUCAGCCCUACUGUCAUCCAGCCGAACAUCACCGAGCCCCUCAGCUACUUCAUCACAACCAAAGAGCCAGUCCAAUCUCACAACGACAUUUUCUAACCAAUCUCCAGCUACUUCAGCUCCUGCUGAUCAAUCAGUGACAACUUCAGUGGCUUUAGCAUACACAUCUCACAACCGGAUGUUGAAUAAUCAAACUCUGGUGAAGUUGGUAAACUCAGACCAGUCACUGAAUGGGUCUUUACUGCUAAACCAACUGGCAACUGGUCCAACAGCGGCAGGAAACCCAAUCGGCGGCGCCUUUCAUCCAGAUGAUCGGCCGGUUAAUGUCUCGCAGCUCACCAGGCAGGCAAAGGAGACCCUAAAGUCUUUGAAACGUAGAAUACCAGGGGAGCCGUGUGAGUAUCCCUGCCUUAAUGGAGGACAGUGCUAUUUGUCGGAGUUAUGUGACUGCAGCUUGUUUCAGGCCGCUGGACACAGAUGUCAGACAGUUCCAAAUCUCGGGUUUGAGAGGGAGAUGACCUGCAGGACGUGGGGUCAGUACAACUUUGAGACCUUUGACGGUCUCUACUUCCACUUCCCUGGCCGAUGCACGUACACGCUGCUGCGGGACUGUGAGGAAACCACCCAGGCCAGCGUUGUUGUCCAGGUCCACAAUGAUCCAAACUGCGGCUCGGCUCCCUACGCCUGUCAGCGGUCCGUUAGCCUCUUCCUGCCGUGGGAUGGAGAGAUACGACUCCAUGCCACCAGCGUUACCUUCAAAGGUCAAAGUCUGCAGCUUCCUCAUCACAUCCAUGAGCUUCAGCUGGAGCAGAUUUCCCAGUAUGUGCUGGUGACGCAGCAGCAGGGCUUCACGCUGGCCUGGGAGGGGCGGAGCGGAUCGGUCUACAUUAAACUCAGCCCGCAGUUCGUGGGCCGAACCUGCGGCCUGUGUGGAAACUUUAACGCAGACAUUCAGGACGACCUUAAGACGAGCUACGGUGUGCUGACUCCAGACGUAGAGAUGUUUGGGAACAGCUGGAUGGAGAUGGAGCCCCACCAGGACCGAUGUCCCCAUGUUCCCUCUGCAUUCCCGUCGCCCUGCGCUGGUGUUGAUACUCAAAUCCUUCUGAAAGUGGAGGAAGUGUGUGCGGCGCUGCUGGACCCGCCUUUCCAGAGCUGCCAUGACUUUGUGAGUCCGCUGUCCUACAUGGCUAGCUGCUCCAACGACCUCUGCAUGUCGGGUCCCAGUGGCGAUGUGGUAUGCCAGGUGUUCAGCGAAUACGCUCGAGCCUGCGCCCAUGCUGAUCACCCACUGCACAACUGGAGGCAGCGCGUUCCUCAGUGUGUGAAGCAGUGUCCUCUGGGGCUGCAGUACAGGGAAUGCAUCAGCUGCUGUCCAGAGACAUGCAACCUGGAGCGGACAUGCAUAGACAGCAAGCUGGCCUGCUUAGAUGGAUGCUACUGUCCUGAAGGUCUGAUUUAUGAGGAAGGGAGUUGUGUGGCCCCGGCUGACUGUCCCUGUGAAUACCACGGCAUGUUUUAUCCAUCUGGACAAACUCUGCAGGAAGAAUGCAACAACUGCACAUGUGUGGGUGGAGUGUGGAACUGUACCGACCACACUUGCCCAGGGGAAUGCUCGGUAACAGGCGAUAUGUACUUCCAGUCAUUUGACGGGAGGAUCUUCACCUUCCCUGCGACAUGUCACUACGUCCUCGCCAAAAGUCGCAACUCAGGGAAAUUUGCCGUCACCAUCCAGAAUGCCCCCUGCGGAGCUAAUCUAGACGGGGCCUGCAUCCAAUCAGUUAACCUGAUCAUUGACGAGGAUCCAAGGACUGAGAUCACACUGAGUCACGUCGGCGAGGUCUUCAUGGCCGGCCAGUACCGCGUCUCGCUGCCCUAUUCUGACGAUAUCUUCCACAUCCAGGAGCUGUCGUCCAUGUUCCUCCAGGUGAGGACGGCGUUCGGCCUGCAUCUGCAGUACAGCUGGACGGAGUUUCGUCUCUACCUGCAGGCCGACGAGACGUGGAAAGACGACACAGUGGGACUGUGCGGCACCUUCAACGGCAACACUCAAGACGACUUCCUAUCUCCUUCAGGAAUGAUCGAGAGCACCCCUCACCUGUUUGGAAAUGCCUGGAAGGUGUCGUCUGCCUGUUCCCUCAGCCUGAGCACGCCUCCGCUCGACCCCUGUGAGACCCACCAACAGGCCGUGACCUACGCCUCGGAGAUGUGUGACAUCCUGAACCAGGAUCUGUUCGCCCCCUGUCACGAGUACCUCAGCCCAACGCCGUUCCACCUGCAGUGCCGCGCAGACACCUGCAGGUGUGGCACGCCCUGCCUCUGCUCCGCCCUGGCUCACUACGCUCGGCACUGCCGCAGGUUCUCCAUCAUCGUCGACUUCCGAGCGCACGUAUCGGACUGUGCUGUCACCUGUCCUGCCACCAUGCAGUAUGGCACCUGUGUGUCGGCCUGCCAGCGGCGCUGCUCCUCCCUGUCCGUCCCGCAGCACUGUGGGGGCGACUGUGAGGAGGGCUGCGUCUGCCCCCAGGGCUCCUUCUACAACCACCGAACACACACCUGUGUGCACAGGUCCGAGUGUCCCUGCAGUUUCCUCGGAGCCGACUACGAACCCGGAGACGUGAUGUUGACAUCAGCAGGUGUUCAAAUGUGUCUUAAUGGUAAACUGGUUCCCCAGACUGGAGAAACUGACAGGCUUUGCCCGCUGGGUCAGGUCCACCUGAACUGCUCAGAUGUGGAGAACAGCCAAUCAGCAGGAAGGGGCGUGGCCUGUGAGCGCACCUGUGAGUCCUACCUGCUCAACAUCACCUGCUCUGCGCAUGAGCCCUGCAUCUCUGGCUGCGCCUGUCCGGCCGGGUUACUGAAACAUGGGGAUGAGUGCUUUGAGCCUGAUGCCUGCCCCUGUUUGUGGAAAGGGAAAGAAUAUUUCCCUGGCGACCGAGUUUCCUCCCCCUGCUACCAGUGUGUUUGCCAACACGGGAUGUUCCAGUGUGUGUUUCGUCCAUGUCCCUCCAUGUGCACGACUUAUGGUGAUCGCCACUACAGGACGUUCGACGGACUGCUGUUUGACUACGUCGGGGCCUGCAAGGUCUAUCUUGUUAAGAGCAGCGCUGAUGUGAUGCUGAGCGUUUUGGUGGAGAACAUCGACUGCUUUGACAGUGGAAUCAUCUGCAGGAAAUCCCUUCUGAUCAACAUCCGCGGAUCCUUCAUAUCUUUCGACGACGAUUCUGGAAAACCAAAUCCGUCUAGUGUGAUCGACAGGAAGCAACAGAUGUUCAUCUGGCCAGCUGGAUAUUUCACAAUAAUUCACUUCCCAGAAGAAGACGUGACGGUGCUGUGGGACCGCAAGACAACGGUUCACGUCCAGGUUGGACCCCGCUGGCAGGGGAAACUCAGCGGCCUGUGUGGGAACUUUGACCUAAAGACGGUCAACGAAAUGCGGACGCCUGACAACAUCGACUCGCCGACGCCGCAGGAGUUCGGAAACAGCUGGACAGCCAUGGAGUGUGUGAACAGUCCAGACAUCAGACAUCCUUGCAGCCUCAGUCCUCUCAGAGAGCCGUUUGCAAAGCAUCGGUGCUCCGUCCUGCUCAGUGAAGUCUUCCAGAGCUGCCACCCGGUGGUGGAUGUCACCUGGUUCUACACGAACUGCCUUGCUGACACAUGCGCCUGCAGCCGCGGAGGCGACUGCGAGUGUUUCUGCACCAGCGUGGCGGCGUACGCAGGGCGCUGCUGCCAUGAGGGCGUUUCUGUCGACUGGCGCUCGCCCUCUCUCUGCCCAUCUGACUGUGAAUUCUACAACAAAGUUCUGGGUAAAGGUCCGUUCAGGCUCUUGACCUUCUGGGACCAGACGUCUCUGGUGGCAGCCAGCCGGUCCAGCGGCUUCGUGUUCCUGCAGCGGGUCAACACCAGCGCCGGCGCCGCUCCCAGGAUCCUCUCAGAGUUUAUGAUGACGCCAGGCCUCAGUAGAGCUCGGCCGCACGAUUCAUCGCGGGUUUCCUUUGAAGCCGUCGACAGACCGAACUACUUCCUGCACGCCAGCGCCAGCGGCCAGGUGAGGCUGGCCAAGUGGGAGGGAAGCGAUGCAUUCUGGGACGGAGCCACCUUCAUCCUCCACAGGAACACCUGGAUCUCGGGCUACAACUCGCUGGAGUCGCACGCCAAACCCGGCUUCUUCCUGCACGCCACGCCGCCGCGCCUCCACCUGCUCAAGUUCAGACACAGCUACGGUUUCCGCAAGGCGUCGCUGUUCAGACUGACGGGCCCCAGACCGGACAGCCCUCCGGGUCCUCGCUGCCAGUGGAGGUACGACUCCUGCAUCAGCCCCUGCUUCAGGACCUGCAGCGACCCGUCCGCCGAGGCCUGCGUCACCAUCCCGCAAGUAGAGGGCUGCCUUCCUGUCUGCCCCCCAAAUACGGUCCUGGAUGAAAUCACCCGUCGAUGUGUUCAUGUUGAAGACUGUAUUCGGCUCCCAGAUUCAGUGGUGCCUCCGUCGCCGUCCACAGCAGCUGAACGUUAUGAUGUCACCACAUCGUCCACACCUCCACACACACACCACGCUGUGAAAAUUCCCACCAGCGCUGCUUCUAGCGCUACUUCUGGAAGCAAAUACACCACCUCAUCCAAAGCACCAGCUGCCCCUGAUGAGCCGGCCCGCCCGGAAACCGUAGUUACAUCUGCAACUCCUGAGCCGUCCAGAACUCUGUCUGGGUCAACAGUGCCCUCUGCUGUCAGGCCAGAGGAAGUGGAGGCAGCGUCCACAGUCAGGGUAUCUGAAACUCCUGCUACAACUUCAUCAGCUGCAACAAGAUGGACGACCAGGCUGAGCUCAUUCAGCCCCACCACAUCCAGAACAACCAGAGGUCAUUUUGACUCCUCCUCUACUAAACCGACCGACUCCCAGUACUCCCCGCUCACCACCAUUACAACGUCUGCUGGGAGGCCGACCACAAUCACAUCAGAAAGCUCGAGUUCAGCUGUAACUCAAACAACUUUGAGUUCAGUUUCUCCCCGAGUCUCAGAAACAUCUGCAGUAAGAGGCAGAACCACUGUCUCCAGUACAGCGACUACCUCUUCUACAAAAGCUGCACCAGUAGAGGGAAUGACAACAGCACCAUUUAUCCUGCCAGAACUACCAACCACAAGCUCUACAACAGCUUCUCCUGUUCCCACCUCGCCUACUAAAGAAGCACCAACUGGAUAUUCGUCAACAGCAACAACAGAACCAUUCCAACCAGUUAGCUUUUUCACUACCAGUAAGACACAAACUGGAACCACAGAAAGGACUUUGCAUGUCAUUCCAACUGAUCGUACAACUUCUUCAACUGUUUCUGUGUCAGCCACAACAACCGUCUACCAUGUUAAACCCUCUACAGCUCCACCGUCUGCCUUCACUUCAGCUACUACAGUGUGGCAAACAUCAACCAUAAAGAAAGUCACAGUCCCAGAAUCUCCUGCAUCUAAAAUCUCUAUAGUCUCCACAACAACAGCUUCACCCAGACCUGCCAAGAUGACAGGCAGCACCGCUCCUUCUUGGUACACCUCAGCUGCCUAUUCGGAUAGGACUUCCUGGUCCGCUGCUGCUCCAGUAACGGGGAAAACCACUUCUAGCAAGCUAACUUCAAGACCCCUUGUUGUCCCAGAAACAUCCACAAUGUCCACAGAUGUUCAUUUCACCACAAAACCUUCAACAGGAAUGACUACUUUACAACAAUCUCCAACCAUACAGAGCACCAUCCAUCCUCUGUAUACUGAGCGAACCUCUGAGCCUCGGUAUCCCCCUCACUGGCAGGUCACCUCCACUUCCACUACCACCUACCGGCCGCCAAUGGAGACAACACCUGGGCUGCCCUCUGAAACUCCCACCAUGUCUGCUAAAUCUCCUGAAGUUCCUCUUCUUCCAGUAACAUCUAGGACAACAUCUACCUCUGCUGCAACUACCAUCACCUCAGAAACAUUGGCUCCAGAAACCGGAGCCACAACCAUCAGGAAGCUGAUUACUCCACCUGUCGCCCCCUUCACCACCACCACUAGAGGACCUAGACCCUCCAGUCUUCAAUCCACUCUUGAGUCAAUUGCAAAGACUUCCCAACGAGUUACGACCAGAGUGUCAACUACAACUACAAGCAUGUCUUCUCCGUCCUUGUAUUUGCUCCACACAACAAGCUCUACAACAGCUCCAGAGGUAUCUACGGUCCUGGAGAAGGUCACGACCCGUCUGGUGUCCUCUUCAAGAGCCACACCAACCGCUGUGAGGACAUCCACCCUUUCAGCAACACUCAGACUUCCUGUAACAUCUAGAGUUACUUCCAGAGCCACAUCGUCCGCAGUUGGGCCGAUCACCGCAAGGGUCACUGUUGCAACAAGACCUUCAGCUACCACUACCAGAUCAACUGUGGUUGGCUCACCAGCUACUACAUCUCCAACCAUUGCAACAACAGCAAGCAGGGUUGAUCGUGUUCCCACAUCGGCAGCAAUUUCCCAUUUGACCACAACAACAGUUCCAGUAGCAGUCUCUUCACCGUUAUCUACAGCCGCCUUCACCAGAGAGUCAACCUCAACUGAAGAAGCUGAAACAACAACAUCUCCAUCCCGACCUGAUGUCUUUGUCUCAACCCGGGAGCCUGGUAUUCCAGUUCCAACUACAACGCGUCAAGAAUCCACCACCGCCUUCCAAAAAAUUCCUACAAGUCCAGGAUUGACAACAGCUUCGAGUUCUCCUCACACAGCGGCCGAAUCAACGAGUUCUUCGGUUGAGCGACUAACAUCAAUGUCAGAAACUCCUACAAGGACGUGCACUCCUCCGUAUGCAGAGAUAGUCGACGAAUGCACAAAGUACAUCUGUGUCAACAACCAGCUCAUCCUGUUCAACAAAUCCCAGAGCUGCCCCUUCACAGCUGAGCCUCCAAACUGCGGCCUGCUGGGCUUUGCUGUUCUGGUCAAUGGAGACAAGUGCUGCCCGAAAUGGGAUUGCCCAUGUCGCUGCUCGAUGUUCCCCGAUCUGAAUGUGAUCACUUUUGAUGGGGACAGCUUUGCCAUUUUCAAAGCUGCGUCGUACAUCGUUGCCCAGCUUCCCAACGAGACCCUCAGUGUCCUGAUUCAGGAAUGUCCGGCGGACUCUGAGCUGCCGCUCAUCUGGAACUUCACCAACUUGUGUCUGGUUUCACUCAACAUCACACACAAAUCGAACCAGGUUGUCGUCGACAGACUGCAGAGGAGACUCUUCGUGAACUCGCGCUACGCCAAGCCUCGUUUUAAAAAGUACGGCUUUGAGAUCUACGACACGGGCAACAUGUACCUGAUCCGCAGCCCGGCCGGGCUCAAGGUGCAGUGGUACCACAGCACCGGCAUGAUGGUGAUCGACGCCGACGACGCAGGCAGCAAACUCCCCACCGUGGGCCUCUGUGGUUUCUGCGAUGGAGAUCUGACCAACGAUCUCACUCUGCCCAACGGCUCGGUUUUGGGCGUAAGCCAGGACCCGGUUCUGUUCAUCGACAGCUGGCAGGUUCCCAACACCACCAGCUACGUCAGCUACAGCCGUCGGCGUGAACACAACUGCUCCACCAGUGACUGCUCGCGCUGCCUGGCCAUGCUGGAGGACGGCGCCUUCACGCCGUGCCACGCAUUUGUGCCGCCCAGCACGUUUUGUGAGGUUUGGGUGAGAGAUUCAGAGUAUGUGAACAACCACUGUGUGGCUCUGGCUGCUUAUGUGGCAACUUGCCAUAAAUUCAGCGUCUGCAUCAAGUGGAGGAGGCCGGAUUACUGCCCCUUCGUGUGUCCCGGCUCUCUGAGCUACCAGGCCUGUCUGCCGGCCUGCACGUCUCAGUCCUGUCCGAACCACGACUUUGACUCUGAUCCGGACCACUGCUCUGGCCUGACGGAGGGCUGCGUCUGCCCCGAGGGAACGCUGCUCCACCGGCCGUACUCGGCUCUCUGCAUCAGCCCUGAGAAGUGCGCCUGCACCGACAGCGGCGGCGUUCCUCGGUCGCACGGCGAGGUGUGGAAGGCCUCGCAGGACGGCUGCUGCGUGUACCGCUGCGACAACGACACCAUCGUCCCCGUGGAGUACGACUGCUCCAGCGCGCCGGCGCCGGUUUGCCACCGAACCGGGGAGAUGAUCAUCAGCAUGUCUGACGACACGAGCUGCUGUCCUCACAAAGUCUGCGUUUGUAACCAGAGUCUGUGCGAUCGCUUCCCUCCUGAGUGUAAAUAUGGGGAAAAGCUGGUGUCGUACUACAGACCAGAGUCCUGCUGCCCGGACUACGUCUGUGAGUGCGAUCCUGAGCGCUGUGAGUCGGAGCUUCCCGCCUGCAGAGACGACCAGACGCUGGUCGCCACCAGAGCCGACGGCAGCUGCUGUCUGGCCCACAUCUGCAUGUGCUCUUCCUGUGUGGAGAGGCCUCCUUCCUGCCGGGACGGCGAGGUGCUGAGCGUCGACAGCAACAGCACGGAUCGAUGCUGCCCGUCCUACCAAUGCGUGUGUGAGCCCUACAGGUGUCCCCAGCUGAACUGUCCUGUCGGGAUGUCAGUCGUGUCGGUUUCCAGUCCAAAUCUCUGCUGUCCCAACCAAACAUGCGUCUGCAGCUGUGAAAAGAUUGUCUCUCCUAAAUGUAGCCUGGGAGAAGCUGCACAGCUUGACCGGGCCUUCCUGUCCGACCCACAGAACCAGUGCGCCUGCAAGAGAUACAAGUGUGUGCGCGAGGCCGUGUGUGUGUACGGUGAACAUGGGCUGCUGCGGCCGGGUCAGACCCUCGUGGAGCACGGAGGCGACAGUUUGUGUUACAGUCGCCACUGCAGCCAUGUUCUGGACCCGGCGAGUGGAUUUUACCUGCUGCGGAUUUCCACGGUCAACUGCUCUGCCCACUGCCACCCGAAUCAGAUCUAUGUUUCUCCUAAAGACCAGUCAACCUGCUGCGGCGAAUGUAAAAACAUCUCCUGCAUCUAUCAACACGAGAACGGGACGGUAGGCCUCUAUAAGCCUGGAAGGUCCUGGGUGUCAAACUGCAAGAAGUUCGACUGCUCCGACACUUCAUUCGGACCGACUCUCAUCACCUACUCUUACAGCUGCCCCCCCUUCAAUGAGACAGAGUGCAUGAAGAUCGGAGGAACCGUCGUUAGUUACAUGGACGGAUGCUGCAAGACGUGUAAAGAAGACGGGAAGUCGUGUCAGAAAGUGACGGUGAGGAUGACGAUCAGGAAGAGCGACUGCCGGAGCAACCGGCCGGUGAACAUCGUGUCCUGCGACGGGAAGUGUCCCUCCGCCAGCAUCUACAACUACAACAUCAACACCUACGCUCGCUUCUGUAAGUGCUGCAGGGAGACGGGGCUGCAGCGGCGCUCCGUGCAGCUCUACUGCAGCAGCAACGCAACCUGGGUCAGCUACAGCAUCCAGGAGCCCACCGACUGCUCCUGCCAGUGGUCCUAGGCACAAACACUCACCUUCCGCAGCCCAGGCCUCACCUGGACCAGGUGUGUGAGGCCUAAAGGUGCUCAUGGAGAGGACAGCCUGGCGUUGGGACUGUGAAUAACACCACGGCAAGGUGCUGGGAGGAUGCGAAGGGCGGCUUCUCUGUCUGUUCUGUGCUGAUCUCAGUAAGUAUGUGUAGUACCUCUAAUGGCAGGGAGAUGGAGCUGUGGAGCAGAGAAGCAGAUACAACCAGGACCCGUGCAGUAACAGCGCUGAUGCAGUGACUAUUUGUCCAAAAUUCAAAUUCAAAAAUAAAAAAACUCGAGACUUAAAGGUGAAUCCAACUCAAAUAGUUACCUGAUGCUCCGUGGGUUUCUGGCUUACACCGUCCAAAAAGAGCAGAAAACUCAAAGAUUCACUUCUCUGUUGCUUUAUUCCGUAUUCAGGCUUCACAUGAUUCUGCUGCUCUGAUUCCUGCAUCUGUUCUCUGACUGAUUGACUGACUGGUAAAAAACCAGAAUAUCACCCACGUGCACAGGGAAAACCUGCAAAUUUACACCCAUGUCCCAAACUGAAAUUAAUUAACUAGUUAAGUGAAAUACUAGCCAAAGAAUUAUUCUAAAUGACAAAAAUUAAACAAAAAUUCUGAUUAUUAAUCAACUAGAAUAUAAGCAAAUAAAAGUAAAUAGUCUAAAUUCUAAGAUUUAACUGAAAAUAGAGAAAUAACUCCUACAACUGAUAUUCUCAAUUUCAUGGAAUUACAUUCAUUGUGACUACAGUUAAAACUUAUUAAAUCUACACUUUCAAAUAACCAAUUUUACUGGUGGCACUAGAACACACAGAUAUUUAAAUAUCUGAUUAAUAUCUCGUUGGUUCCUGCUCUUUGCUCUGUUCCCACCUCCCUGCCUUCACAUGGAGGACGUGCCAAUUAGAAAAAUCGUCUUAAAGAGCAUCCUGCCAUCUCUGCCUCACUUAUAAUUUCAUAAGAUCUAUGAGGAAAAUCCUCCCAGCUGAGUUUUGACCACCUUUCAUUUUUAAAUUUGACCCAAAACGUUGUGUGUUGUCUUUUGUAAAUAACUAAAUUCAAGUGCUCUUGAAAUCUUUUGCAGUGCAUAAAUUAGAUUUCUCUCUCUUUUAGAAAUGCUGGCAUAAAAUGUAUAUUCUGUGAUGUGGAUUUUAUUUUCUGUAAUCAUCAUUAACUGACUGAAAUCCAGCUGUUUGUGGAGAACUUUAUUUAUUUAUUGGAGUUUGCUAGAAUGCAGAAGUUCUGUUCUGUAAGAUGCAUUCGACCCAAAAGGAGAAGAAACAGCAAGAUGUUUUUUAAAAAUGUUUGUGACCAACAGACUCCUGGAUAGUUUAAGUUAAAGAGGAUUUGUAUCAUACAGAUGUACAUUUGACUUUUCAAUAAA
Gambusia affinis (western mosquitofish) is the source of this 13035-nucleotide messenger RNA. RefSeq names its product otogelin (gene otog). Lineage: Eukaryota; Metazoa; Chordata; Actinopteri; Cyprinodontiformes; Poeciliidae. The record is from RefSeq and is a predicted model, not a curated record. Gene Ontology annotation, cellular component: extracellular matrix. Gene Ontology annotation, molecular function: protein binding; alpha-L-arabinofuranosidase activity. Bases 5 to 11644 code for a protein of 3879 amino acids. The transcript has 56 exons. Gene Ontology annotation, biological process: L-arabinose metabolic process.